UUCAACGUUAACUGUUCAGUAAGUUUUUAAUUGACGCGAUUAUUAUUAAUUUAGUUAUUUUUGUACAGUAAAUAAAAUCUAUUGAACACAAAAAGAAGUUCGUUAACUAAAUUGCAACGAAAAGAAACUGAUCAAUCACAAAGCAUGUGCGAAUAACAUACGAAUACAUACAUAUUUUUACAUAUAUAUAUAUAACUAUAUCUUUUUUUCGACAAAUUUGCGUGGAACCUUACAUAAGUUGAGACGCAUCUUGCACUUCCAAUCGUGCUAAAAGUGUUUUUUUAGUGUUUAAUUGAAUAAAUUUUGAGAAAAAUGCGUUCAAGAAGCAAUUCAGGUGUACGCCUGGACUACUACCAGCGCAUUGUGCAUCGACUGAUAAUGUCACAUCAAGAACCUGUAACAGGUUUGUUUCCUGCCUCAAAUGUCAAUUCGCAUGCAUGGAUAAGAGAUAAUGUUUAUUGCAUAUUGGCCGUGUGGGGUCUGUCAAUGGCUUAUAAAAAAAUUGCUGACCAAGAUGAAGAUCGCGCUAAAUGCUAUGAAUUGGAGCAGAGUUGCGUUAAAUUAAUGCGUGGUCUUCUAAUGGCAAUGAUGAAUCAAAAAGAUAAAGUGGAAACAUUUAAAAUUACACAAAAUCCAUUGGAUUCAUUGCAUGCCAAAUACUCAAGUCGUAAUGGACAACCUGUUGUUGGUGACGGGGAAUGGGGCCAUCUACAAAUUGAUGCUGUCUCUUUAUAUUUACUUAUACUCGCACAAAUGACUGCAUCUGGUCUGCAGAUUGUAUUCUCCUUGGACGAAGUAUCUUUCAUACAAAAUUUGGUAUUUUAUAUUGAGUCAGCGUAUUGCAUACCAGAUUAUGGCAUAUGGGAGCGAGGCGAUAAAACCAAUCACGGUGAACCUGAGCUUAAUGCUAGUUCGAUUGGUAUGGCUAAAGCUGCUUUGGAAGCAAUGAAUGAAUUGGAUUUAUUUGGUGCACGUGGCGGACCCGCUAGUGUCAUACAUGUUCUAGCAGAUGAAGCGCAUAAAUGUCAAGCUGUUUUACAGUCGAUGUUGCCACGUGAAUCUAAUAGUAAGGAGUUGGAUUCUGGAAUACUGUGUGUUAUUGGAUUUCCAGCGUUUGCAGUAGAUGAUCCACAACUAAUACAUAACACAAAAGAUGCAAUACUCUCACGUUUGCAAGGAAAAUAUGGUUGUAAACGUUUCUUGCGUGAUGGUUAUCGUACCCCGAAAGAGGAUCCGUCCCGUUUGUAUUAUGAACGCUGGGAAUUACGCAUGUUUGAAAAUAUAGAAUGUGAAUGGCCCUUGUUUUAUUGUUACUUAAUAUUGUUUCAUGCCUUUCAAAAUGAUAAAAUGGCUGUUAAAAAUUACGCUGAACGUUUAGAGAGAAUAAUGGUACGUUCAGAUGAUGGAAUUUUACUAAUACCGGAAAGUUAUGCGGUACCACAAAAUCUAGUAGCUAAUGAAUAUCAACAUCCUGGCUCACAAUCACGCGAAGUUGUGGGUCGUUGUCCCUUUUUGUGGGGUCAAUCAUUGUUCAUACUUGGCAGACUCUUACAAGAGGGUUUUUUGGCUGUUGGUGAGUUAGAUCCGUUAAAUAGACGUUUAGGUGCACAGAAGAAACCCGAUGUUGUUGUGCAAGUAGUUAUAAUUGCUGAGGAUAAUGAAAUACGUGACAAAUUAGCUGAGCAUGAUUUGCAUGUACAGACAAUUGCAGAGGUAGCACCAAUUGAAGUUCAACCUGCGCGAGUGCUUAGUCAUUUGUAUACUUACUUGGGACGCAAUAGAAAACUCGGUUUGACCGGUCGUAAGUCACGCGAUGUCGGUAUAUUAAGUACAAGCAAAUUGUAUUCGUUGAAAGAUAGAAUAUUCGCUUUUACACCACAGUUUGUCGACUUGUCACGUUUUUAUAUCGCAUCUGAUAACGAAUUAAUGAUUGACAUCUUAAAAGGGGAAAUAAAUUUUCUCAAGUCGGCUUGGGAUCUGCUUGGACGUCCUUUAGUGACGUUAGUUUUGAAGAAUAUCCAUUUAGAUCAAGACAAAAUACCACUUGCCAUGAUACAGACAAUGCGUAAAUUAAAAUCUGGUUAUAUUAAUGGCACACGUGUCAUGUUGGGAAAUUUAAAAGAUUUCCUAAAUACUUCCGCAAUUACGGACUUAAGUUUUCUUGGUAGUACUGAAGACGGUUAUCCUGAUCGCCUGCAUCCGGAUGUACAAACUUAUUUAGAUGAACAUUUGUUGCGUUCGUUCAGUCAUCGUAACACAAUGAAUUUACGUGGUGGACAAUUACGUCCCCGAAGUCUUAGGAGACGCAUGUCAUGCAAAGGUGCUAUCAAGAAGACACGUUCAAUUAAUGUGGACUCUGACACCUUGGGUAUGGAGGGACCUACACAAUUAUCAGAGAGGCGUUUAUCUUCAAUAGUACCACCACCAUGGCUUCAAGCUAAUAAACAGAAUCAUAUCAGUGUUUUUGCUACGACACCCGAAGAAGGACCGGCAGAUCAAUCAGAAAUCAUACGAGAGAACAUAUAUCCCAUUGAUCCACAUCACAACAGAACAGCAAUGGAACGCCGCAGUGAGUUUGCUAGACAACAAGAAAUACAAAAUAUACCUAAAAUUCUCAUUCAACGCCAUCGCACCGAUAAUAAUUUUGCGGAUACAGAGGUUGAGGAGCUGAUUGCCAUGUUACGUGAGACCGAAAAUCUGGAAGAGCAAGGCGAUAUAUUGCAAUACCUUGUAGACACACAGGGCUUAGACUUUAAUACAGCUGGCUUAGGAAUAAAAAAUAAACCAACUGAAAUUGAGGGUAAUUUUGUGGAAGAACCUGUUGAUAUUGGUUCAAGUUCAAAUGAUGAACCAAAAGUUGCUGAAAUGCCAACAGUCGUUAUUGACACAUCCAACAUUAAUUCUCAAUCUCAAUCUGAAGGCAUGCUGGAAGAAGGUCGAGUCGUUACUGUACGCGAUCUAUUGAAGGGUCUUUAUGAGAAGGCAUGUCAACAAAAACUAUGGGGCUUAGUCCGUCACACAGCGGGCAUGCUUGGUAAACGAGUGGAGGACUUGGCUAAAGCGGUGACUGAUCUGUUAGUACGGCAGAAGCAGGUUACUGUGGGUAUGCCACCGAAUAACGAAUACACAAUAACAGCCCCAUUACCUGAAGCUGAAUUGCGUCAACUAAUACAUGAUGCAUAUGGUGACGACGAGAGUACUGCUAUGUUAACCCAAGAACUAAUGGUGUAUUUGGCAAUGUUUAUACGCACAGAACCUCAACUCUUCCAUGAAAUGUUACGUUUGCGAGUUGGUCUUAUUAUACAAGUUAUGGCUAAAGAAUUAUCACGUACUUUGAAUUGUGACGGUGAAGCAGCCUCCGAACAUUUGCUAAAUUUAUCACCUUUCGAAAUGAAGAAUCUGUUAUAUCACAUAUUAAGUGGCAAAGAAUUUGCUGUUAGCAGCGUUGCACGUGGUAGCUUAUCAAUUGUCAGUUGUAAGUCCAGUCGCGUCAGUAAAAAGAGUCAAAUUGGUUUGGGUGAUCCAGAAGGUGAAGAUGCAUUAGUAGCCACUAUUGAUGAUCGACAGGGACAAUGGUUGAGACGACGUCGUCUUGAUGGUGCACUUAAUCGUGUACCAAGAGAUUUCUACUCACGUGUCUGGACAGUGUUAGAGAAAUGUCAAGGUUUAGCAAUUGAAGGUCGUAUAUUGCAACAGAGUUUAACACAGGAAAUGACACCAGGAGAAUUGAAAUUUGCGCUUGAAGUGGAAACGGCACUUAAUCAGAUACCACAACCCGAAUAUCGACAACUAGUAGUAGAAGCAUUAAUGGUGUUGACAUUAGUUACGGAACACAAUAUGGUACCAUCGUUGGGUGGAGUUAUUUACGUCGAACAUUUAGUACAUAAAGCGAAUCAAUUAUUUUUGGAGGAUCAACGUAAGGUGCAGGGUGACGCUACGUUGUGUUGUGCCAAAUCAAAUGGCAAAGAUCAUCAAGCGGCAUCUGGUAUGUUGCUAUGUGGUGGUGCUGCAUAUAUAUGUCAACAUUUGUACGAUAGCGCGCCGAGCGGUAGUUAUGGUACGAUGACAUACAUGGCUCGAGCCGUUGCGCUUGUACUUGAUUGUGUGCCAAAGCAUGGAGAAAUGGAUUGUACAAUUUCUUAAAUAUUAUUUUUAGAAGAUAUGCAGGAUAUGCAGGAGAGAUAAGCAAGUACAUAGAUGAAUAUGUUAACACUUUGACAAGGAAUUUAAUUUUUAGUAUUGUAUACACUUCAGUUACUUAUGCUGCUGUAUAGCAGCACCAAAAUGUAUCUUUUCAUUAACAUAAAACUUAUUUUGUUUUAUUAAACUAUUAAACUACUAAAUGUUAAGCAACAUUUGUUU
Messenger RNA from Teleopsis dalmanni, 4362 nucleotides. RefSeq names its product probable phosphorylase b kinase regulatory subunit alpha. Gene Ontology annotation, biological process: glycogen metabolic process. Gene Ontology annotation, molecular function: calmodulin binding. The record is from RefSeq and is a predicted model, not a curated record. Gene Ontology annotation, cellular component: phosphorylase kinase complex. The transcript is spliced from 14 exons. Lineage: Eukaryota; Metazoa; Arthropoda; Insecta; Diptera; Diopsidae. The coding region runs from base 313 to 4143 and encodes 1276 amino acids.